Messenger RNA from Symbiodinium natans, 2441 nucleotides. The record is from the annotation of a GenBank genome assembly. NCBI's taxonomy places the organism in Eukaryota, Dinophyceae, Suessiales, Symbiodiniaceae.
GUGCGGUGGAAGUUUGGCUUUGGCAGCCCAUUUCUUUCCGGGAGCUCGACCUGUAUGGCACGGUGGCUUUCAUGGCCUAUCAGAAGCUCACAGAGCCAUGCCUCACCAUCGACGGGGCCACCACCCUGCACCCGGGCGCGGCUGUCAGGAUCAUCGGCUGCCAGAACCGGCACAGACCCAGGUACACCGACAAGGACAGGACCAAGAUGAGCUUCGAUCCCUGCACGUGGGCCCGCGGGGGCGCGCUCCACGCUGGCGGGGACCUCACCAUCGAAGGCGCCCACCUCGAAAUCAGCGGGUCCUCCACCACAAGUUGUGGCGGUGCCAUCUACGUCGCAGGCUUCUUCAACCUUGCGGGCAGCAGCAUGCUCAUCCACCGCUCGCAUGCGGGCUUUGAUGGCGAUGCGGGAGGUGCCCUGUAUGUGGUUGGCAACCUCACCGUGGCCAACGCCACUCUCGAGGUCUCAACAACGCACGCUUUCAGGGGAGGUGCGCUGCACAGCAACCACCACAUCAACGUCGUGAACUCGACACUUGCGGUGACCAACGCCCAGGCAGAGUUCGGAGGCGCGCUGUCCGCCUUUGGUAGCCUGCAGCUGGCCCACGCCAGCGUGACGCUCAGCCACGUGCAAGCGGGCCAUUCCGGAGGCGGGGCGCACUGCGGACGCGUGACGGUGGCAGAGAGCGACCUGACCAUCAGUCACGCGGAGGCCCAGUACGCAGGAGGUGCCUUCUAUGCCUUCAGAGACGUGCAGUUCCUUAGCGGCCACAUCUCCAUCGACACUGUCUUCGCUGGCCUCGGAGGUGGCAUUUACGCAGAGCAGACCUACAGCCAGCACCUGGGAAGGCUGGACAUGUUUCGCGUCGCGGCGAAAGGGCGAGGUGCUGGCAUCUACGCAGGACGCGUCGAGGCGGCCGAGGCAGAGCUGAUGCUCCAGGGGACCAUGCGGGGCUCCGCCGUCUAUGCGGAGAAGCUGCUGCGCUUCCGGAAGGUGAACUGCUCUGCGGCCCCCGGCUGCGUACUGCGUGCCUUUGAGAAGGUCUUGAAGGUGGGGGAGCUCUUCUGCCACCGUGGCGAGGGCUUUCUGAGGCGGACGACCUCCCUGCGCUGCCACCCCUGCCCUGAACAGACCACGCGCUUGACGGGGGACGCCACCCUCCCGUGUACACAGUGCCCAGAAAUCCCGAGGAUACCGAUCAGCUGUGAGCCGGCGAAGGUCGCGCUCCCGGCAGGUACCAUGGUGAACAUCAAGCUGAACGCCGUCGUCUCAGAGAAUUCGCGCGAGCCGUACAACCUUACCGACCUCACCGAGUGGUAUUUCUGCCCAAAUCGGCAGGCCUGCCCCGGGGGAAUCAUCGAGGCAGGUCGCUGGCCCGGGGAGGCACCCCGAAUUCAGGACAUGCCAUGCCGGAAGGGAUUUUGCGGGCGAGGGUGUGUUCACUGUGACAGCGGCAGUGGCUUCGCCCGGUCGGACAGCGACGUGCUGCACUGCAUCAAGUGCGCAGACAAGGUGAUGGUGUACAUCCUCAUGCGCCUGGCCAGGGACGUGGGCUUCUUCACCUUCGCAGCCGUCAGAGGAUUCCUGCCAGACUACCCCUCCCCUCACUAUCCCUGGUCGGCGGUGUCGAAGACAGAGGCCAUGGCGAAGCUGGCUCCCACGAGCUUCGCGGCUUGUGGUAAGGAGUUUUCGCCAUUUGUCAACCGAGGCUUGCUGUGGUUCUUCGUGGCGGAGGAGAACGAGUCUCUGUCCGCAGAGUGCCUACUGCGCCACUUCGGCUACCCCCAGGAGCUCUACCUGGUGCACUUGAUGUCCUCGGUGCUUCCUGCAGUGUUGGUCGGUGGCUGGCUGGCCGCCGUGGUGGGGACCAACGUCUUCCUCCCGAGCUUCUCUGCGGCCUUCGGGAAGUACUUGGUCUCUUAUCGAGUCCGACCGGAAGCUUACCAGGAUUAUCAACUUGGCUUCCUACCUCCCCUUGGUCUACAGCCACACACCACGGUGGCCGUGAUCGCGUCGGCCAUCACCUGCUGCUUCUUGAUAGGUCCAGGAAGCUGGAUCUACGUGCUGCGAAGAAGACACCACUGGAAGGACCCACCUCAUGUUCGCUACCUGAUGAGCGAGUAUAGGACGGGCUGCUCCGCCUGGGAGGCAGCUCAAAUGUGGAUGGUGAGCUUGGUCUUGCUGUCUUCCACUGCUCUCUACCACUGGUUCUCGCCCUACAAGGACCCCAACCGGAACCACUUCGAGUUCGCGCUCUUGCUGGCCGCCCUGGCCAUGAUCGGGCUUACCUCUCUCCUCCUCACAAACGACCUGGAUUGGGCCAGCAGCCUCUACACGGAGCUGUGCCUGAUUGGCGCAAUCUGCACGCUGGCCUUUGGCAUCAUCACCUUCAUGAUGAUCUUCCUGGCCUGGGCCUUCUACAAGGAGCUUUUGGAGUGGAAG